Pangasianodon hypophthalmus (striped catfish) is the source of this 1151-nucleotide messenger RNA. RefSeq names its product coenzyme Q4 homolog (S. cerevisiae) (gene coq4). Lineage: Eukaryota; Metazoa; Chordata; Actinopteri; Siluriformes; Pangasiidae. The transcript has 7 exons. The record is from RefSeq and is a predicted model, not a curated record. Gene Ontology annotation, biological process: ubiquinone biosynthetic process. Gene Ontology annotation, cellular component: mitochondrial inner membrane; mitochondrion. Bases 91 to 903 code for a protein of 270 amino acids.
GAACACACUGACUCUUCAGACUGACUCUACACACAGACUCACCCAGUUCUGCAGACAACCUUCAGUGCGACACACUUUAUCCGAGUGAGGAUGUGUUCAGUGUUACAGCGAGCCUGCUCAGCGCGAUGGGCGUUUUGCGGAGUGUUGGUCAGGAAGCAGCACACAUUCACGGAUUCAGCACUCUACAGCCGAUUAUAUCCUGGUCAUAUUAAGACAAACUCCAUUCAAAAAGCCCUGCUGGCUGUGGGGUCAGGAGUCGCUGCUCUGCAAAAUCCCUAUAGACAUGACAUGGUAGCAGUGCUGGGGGAGACCACAGGACAUCUCGCCCUGUUAAAACUAAAGCACAGAAUGAGCAAUGACCCUGAAGGUUACAACAUUCUCAUAGAGCGUCCGAGGAUACGCCUGUCCACGCUGGACCUUUCCCGGAUGUCAACACUUGCAGAUGGCUCCUUAGGGAGGGAAUAUCUGCGUUUUCUGGAAGACAAUAAAGUCACACCAGACACACGUGCAGAUGUUAAAUUCGUUGACGACGAAGAGCUAGCGUAUGUCAUGCAGCGCUAUAGAGAAGUGCAUGAUUUAAUACAUACAGUACUAGGAAUGCCUACUAAUAUGCUUGGAGAAGUAGUUGUUAAAUGGUUUGAGGCUGCUCAGACAGGUCUGCCCAUGUGCAUUAUGGGAGCGGUCCUUGGUCCACUCCGGCUAUCAAAGAGUCGUAUGCAGACACUGGUGACGUCUCUCGGGCCGUGGGCUUUGCGGAACGGCAGUCGCGCACGCUGCAUGUUGAGUGUUUUCUACGAGCGCCGCUGGGAUCAGAACCUGGAGGAACUCCGAGAGGAGCUGAACAUCGAGCCGCCACCUCUCAUCGUGCCUACAAAGAGCAAGCAGUCAGCCUCAGAAUCCUAGCAAACUUUCAUGUUGUCCUUUAAUGACGUAACAAUUACUGUUUGAGGACAAAUAUUCUAGCAUUGUCUUUUCAGAGACACUUUUCAGAUGGAAGAGGGAAAAAGAGAAACUGUAGUCAGGUAAACAUAGGCAUAAUUGUGUCAUAAACUGUAUAAUAAGGUGUGUGAUUUGUGUUUGAAUGAUUGUGAUGGAUUCCACAUGCCGUAUUGCCUCAUUGUGGGAAUGUUGGAUAAAAGUCCAUAAGAGCA